Molecule: messenger RNA, 597 nt
Organism: Suillus discolor
Lineage: Eukaryota; Fungi; Basidiomycota; Agaricomycetes; Boletales; Suillaceae
Product: NUDIX hydrolase domain-like protein
Exons: 5
Coding region: 1-597 (198 amino acids)
Biological process (GO): DNA protection
Molecular function (GO): 8-oxo-7,8-dihydroguanosine triphosphate pyrophosphatase activity
Source: RefSeq, a predicted model, not a curated record
AUGACAUCUGGACUUCCUCCUGGGCUCGAAGGAAACCUCGUAGAAUACGUUCAAGGGGGAGUGGCAGACUGGCUGCCAUUCGAUCACAAGCGGUUCUAUACCAACGCGUUCAUCAUCCAGGGCGAUAAGAUUCUCCUCGGGUUGAAGAAACGUGGAUUUGGCAUCAACAAGUACAAUGGGUUUGGUGGCAAGGUGGAACCAGGAGAGACGCUCACUGGAGCUGCGAUGCGCGAACUUAAAGAAGAAGCCGGUAUUGAUGCGCCCCUCGAGCACGCAGGAUCACUGUUGUUCGUGACAAACGGCGUUGGAUGGGCUUUCCAGAUCGAGAUAUUUUCUGCCCGUUCAUACUCAGGAAGACCUACAGAGUCAGACGAAAUGCGACCGAAGUGGUUCUCAUUUGAGUCACCCGCUACGUCUGAUGCAGACGCGAUACUGCCACCGAUCCCGUAUGAAAUGAUGUGGGAUGGUGAUGAUCACUGGUUGCCCCUCCUAGUGCAAGGGCGGAAAUUUGUUGGCCGAAUUGAUUCUGUAACACAAGAUGAUGGUAAAUUCGCGAUGACGAGGCACUGGUUUGGCACUGUUAUUUCAGAUGACUGA